Messenger RNA from Hepatospora eriocheir, 594 nucleotides. The record is from the annotation of a GenBank genome assembly. Lineage: Eukaryota; Fungi; Microsporidia; Hepatosporidae.
AUGAAAACAGAAAAUAGUAUGACAGAAGAAUAUUCAGAAACAUUCCAUGAAAUAUCUAGAGAUGUCUUAAAAAGAAACGGUAAUUACAUGGAACGAAAAAUAGAAGAAAUAUACAUGUUAAUUAAUAAGGAAUAUUCCACAGGUGGUGACAAAGAAGAACUAUUAGCUUUAUAUAGUGAAUUAGAUAAAAUGAAGAGAAUAUGUUACAUAGAACAGAGUAUGAUAAACAUGAUAGAUACAGAAAUAGAUGAGUUUAACGCACAAAUAAACCUUGUGUGUAACUUAAGAGACCAUCCACCACUUUCAAGCAUAUCUCUUGAUAAUUAUAAUGAUUCUAAUAGUAUAAAUGCAAGUGAACUAUAUAAUUCCCAGAAUAAGAACAAAAGUAAAAGAUCUAACUAUCCAAAAGCUGUUUCUAAAAUACUAAAAACAUGGUUGAAAGAAAAUAUGAAUAAUCCAUAUCCUACUGAAUCUGAAAAAGCUGCUCUUAUGGAGGCUACUAAAUUAGACUCCACACAAAUAAAUAAUUGGUUUAUAAACGCAAGAAGACGGAUUCUUCCUUUCAUGAAGAGCAAGUUCUCUCAGAAUUAUUAA